Pisolithus orientalis is the source of this 412-nucleotide messenger RNA. RefSeq lists its product as uncharacterized. Lineage: Eukaryota; Fungi; Basidiomycota; Agaricomycetes; Boletales; Pisolithaceae. The transcript has 2 exons. The annotation marks the transcript as partial. The record is from RefSeq and is a predicted model, not a curated record.
AUGACCUCCGCAAAUUUAAGUGCAGACACCUAUACACGACUACUUGCGCACGCAGAACCAGAGCGCGGAUAUCAUCUUUGGCUCCCGGAACUCCGUGAAGAAUCAGCUUCCAAGUACCCCCACGAAAGUGUUCGCAUUGGCGACGUAGGCGUCAUCUCACCGGAAGGAAACUUUGAUGUAUUCUUCAAUAUAUGUCUCCCCCAAAAUCACCCACGGCAACAUCCACACGGUGUUCCAGAGGGAUUUAAGCAAAUAAAGCUUUCCAGCAAGGAUGUCAAGAUCACUAAAGAUCCUGAUUACCGUGGCUGUAUAGCCACCACGGAGAAUGGUAAGACUCGUGUCGAUGUGACUGGUGCAAAUCCCAAUCUCGUGACAGUCAAGGGUACCAAGUCCGAGUUAACCGCAGAGGCUG